Chondrus crispus (carragheen) is the source of this 510-nucleotide messenger RNA. RefSeq lists its product as hypothetical. The transcript has a single exon. The coding region runs from base 1 to 510 and encodes 169 amino acids. The record is from RefSeq and is a predicted model, not a curated record. NCBI's taxonomy places the organism in Eukaryota, Rhodophyta, Florideophyceae, Gigartinales, Gigartinaceae.
AUGCGCAGGAGGGCAAGGGGGGGCCAUCACGCUGGCCAGGACAUCUGCGUCGCCCCCUGCGGGUGUGCAGCAGAAACUGCCAAGAAGCCGUGCACGCCGAACUGGCGAUCGAGGCGCGCGCACGACACGCGCGGUAGAAAAGCAGAGAGGCACACCGGUCAAGCCGGACGGCCCUCUGAUGCGAAGGGGCUUGCGUGCGGAGAGCCGCAGUAUGGAUACUGGCCUUUCCGCCAUCGCGAGCGGCUCUGGCGUAAUCAACUGAAGCGGGCCACGAGAACAGCGGCGUGGGGAUGUCGCCUGAUAUUUAGGCGUGGGGGGAAGUUCUUUUUCGUUCGGCCGCGUCGUGGUUGCUGCGUAUGGCCCCGACGCGAGGCAAGGUUGAGAAUAACAUUCGUAACUACGCAGAGAGCCCUGAGGACUGUCGUAAAAUUGUACAGAAACGCCGGUCUUAUGCGCCCUUUUUGCGCGACGACUGCCUCUUCCAUAUGCACCUUACGACAAUCCCACUGA